GACUGAGGAUAAAGGGCAGACAGCUAGACUGACAGUGGGUAUUCAGCCUGCAGAGACCUGAGACCAGUGUAGGGAGGGCUCUACUUUGUUCCGGUGAAACACUGGGGAGUGAAAGUAGGGGCCCAGGAGGCAGGACACCCGAGUCCCUUCCCAAGAUCUCUGUUCUUAGAGUGAGCAUUUUCAGCCAUCAACAAAAGAGCCUCUUCCCUGAGGAAGGCCCCUUUGCCAGGGCUCAGCAAUGUUGCUCUGGGGAUGCCUUUUCAUCAUGCUGGAUGUCCUGCUGCAGCCUGAGUUCAGGGCAGCAUCCCUGCCUUUGCAUAUGGACUCGGUUAUCCAGAUUCUAGCACAAAUAGAACAAGAAGCCCCCAUUCUCCAUCCCACAGUCCCUGGUCUACUUUUGAUGUCUGGGAGUCCCAUCGACUUCUUCCAGCAUCAACUCCUUUCAGGGGUCCCAUCUCCAGCAGAGCUCCAGCUUGACCUUCUUGGUCCAGAACUUCGAGCACUAGCCAUCAGCUUAAUCCAGCACCGAGUGGGCUCUGGGCAAGAGCAUGGGGUAGUACUAGCACCUGAUGGCUCCACGGUGGCUGUGGAGCCCCUUCUGGCAGGGCUCCAGGUUGGGCUCCACGGUCGGAGGGCUAUGGCCAUUCCCCUGGAGUUCAGAUCUUCCCCUUCUGAAGUCAGAGAUGCUCACAAGGAAAAAGGACUAACAUUGGCCCCUCAAGUCAGCACGACCCUCCAAGAUGUUGGAGACAUUUCCCUGGACCCCACCAUCCUCCCAGAUGUCCAUGCUAACUCCCCAACCAGUGUGGAUAACCUCCUGGCUGUCACUCUGGCUAGAGCAUUAGGCAUAGCUUUCCUCCCAGGCCCUGGGACCCAUACUCCCAAAGGCCUCGGGCCUGAUGGCUGUUGGGACGAAAUCUCAGCCCCCAAGACCUUUUCCCUGUUGAGCUCUGAGUCCCCUUCUGCCCUCACUGUAGCCUUCCUCAAUGGGGCACUAGAUGGGGCCCUGCUAGGGGACUACCUGAGCAGGGGUCCCAAGCCCCACUCACCACUCAGCCACAUACUGACCCAGUACUAUGGAGCAGGGGUGGGUGGGGACCCCCAAUUUCGAAGCAACUUCCGCAGGGACAACGGGGCCAAGCUGACUUCACAGGAAGCCCUAGCCCAGCAGGUAUGGGGCUCCUUGCUCUUGAUACAAGAGUUAGAGCCCUCUCACCCCCACCUGGUAAAUCUAUCCCAAGCCCAAUUGGCUGAAGUUGCUACCCAAGCUGCCAAGGAGUUCACUGAGGCCUUCCUGGAAUGCCCAGCCAUCUUGCCCCGCUGCCGCUGGGAAGCAGCUCCUUACCGAGGGAGUCCCAGGAUGCUGAAUCUUCCUUUGGGAUUCCUCUAUGUGCACCACACCUAUGAACCCCACAAACCCUGCACCAGCUUCUCCCAGUGUGCUGCUGACAUGCGAAGCAUGCAACGCUUCCACCAGGACACCCGAGGCUGGGAUGACAUCGGCUAUAGGCUUCGGCGUCUCCAUCAUCGGCAACUACACUGCCACACUGCCCGCGGCUCACUCCUUGAAGACCGUUCGCGACACCCUCCCACGCUGCGCCCUGCGCGCGGGCCACCUUCGGCCGGACUACACCGUGCAAGGUCACCGGCAGCUAGUCCACACAGACUGCCCAGGGGACGCCCUCUACCGGCACAUCAGCACGUGGCCGCGCUUCGGGUUCGUCUGAACCGCAUUCCAGACCGCUUCUCAAUCCUUGCCCCUGACUCCACGCCUAGAACUAGCCUCAACUUUAUUUCCUGCACCCUAAUCAUGGCCCCAUUCCGGUACUUAAACCAACUCUCUAUGUCUAUCCUCUCCUCCGAUCUUCUGGUCCUAUUCACCCUCCUCCCUACCUCAGGCGGAAGUCACAGGUCCAGCCCGUGGCCGGGAGGUGAAGAAGAAAGCUUAAAGAAGAGGUACCUGUCAAUCUCCUCAACCCCCUAAAUACAGAGACUGCGAAGAGGGGAACUGUGUGCCUAAGUGUGCGAAGCAGGGUGUUCUCAGACCGCUAGCCUGGGAAUCAAAGCUUGCGUUCCAUUUCCAGCUGUCACUAAUUCUCUGUAUGACCUUGGAUGAGUCAUUUCCUUUCCUCUGGGGUCUCAGCUUCCUCGUAUGUCAAAUGAGGGUGGGGGGGCGGAGGGAGGGGCGGCGGAAUUAUGCAGGCUGUAUCUGGUGAUUUCUCAGUCCUUGAGAAGUCAGGACAUUCUAUGCUUCCUAUUCUUGGGUCCCUUCCAGCUCAAAUAUACAGUAUUCUAAGAUUCCCUCCCUGCUCUGACUUUGCUCUCUAAGGUCCCCGCAAGUGGCGACAUCCUGAGAUUAUUCCCAUUUGCAAAUACUUAAGUAUGUACAUACUUAUUCUUAAGAAGGUACUUAAGUGUCUGAAUGUGUUUCCUGGGGAGGAGGGUGAGGACACAAUGGUCCAUCGAUCUAUCAGUCAAUAAACAUUUAUUGAGUGAC
Molecule: messenger RNA, 2497 nt
Organism: Phascolarctos cinereus (koala)
Lineage: Eukaryota; Metazoa; Chordata; Mammalia; Diprotodontia; Phascolarctidae
Gene: PGLYRP2
Product: peptidoglycan recognition protein 2
Biological process (GO): peptidoglycan catabolic process
Molecular function (GO): zinc ion binding; N-acetylmuramoyl-L-alanine amidase activity
Source: RefSeq, a predicted model, not a curated record